CACGGUGGCUACUUGAACGAAAACGGGGGAAGCUUGCUCAAGAACCGGUAGGGCUGUAUUCGGGACCUCAGCAUGCCACAAUACAAAUGGUGAGCGUGGGCGCAAAACAACUGUAUUCACCUCCUGAACGGCGAUAGUUGACAGCCACGCCCCGUUUUCAGCGACCGGAGCCCGUACAAAAGUGCUGGCGGAGGUGCAACGGUGAGCGGUUUGAAACCCAGCAGGGCGGCUAGCGGGCUCACAGCGGAGAGGAACCAGCAGCAGCGGCGGCGUCGGCUGUUUUAGGCACCAUGAGAGAGUACAAAGUAGUGGUUCUCGGGUCCGGGGGCGUCGGUAAAUCGGCACUAACCGUCCAGUUCGUGACGGGAUCUUUCAUAGAAAAAUACGACCCCACGAUAGAGGAUUUUUACAGGAAGGAGAUUGAGGUGGACUCCUCUCCGUCCGUCUUGGAGAUCCUGGACACGGCUGGGACCGAGCAGUUCGCCUCCAUGCGAGACCUGUACAUAAAAAACGGCCAGGGUUUUAUUCUGGUCUACAGCCUGGUGAACCAGCAGAGCUUCCAGGACAUCAAACCGAUGAGGGAUCAGAUCAUUCGGGUGAAACGGUACGAAAGAGUGCCGAUGAUUCUGGUUGGAAACAAAGUGGACCUGGAGGGGGAAAGGGAGGUUUCGUCCGGUGAAGGGAAGGCUCUGGCGGACGAGUGGAACUGCCCGUUCAUGGAAACUUCAGCCAAAAAUAAAAGCUCUGUGGACGAACUGUUUGCAGAAAUAGUCCGACAGAUGAACUAUGCCUCAACACCAAAUGGCGACGACCAGUGCUGCUCGUCUUGUGUUAUUCUUUAAGGAAAAUGGACAAUCACAAAGUUUUCUUUGCUCGGUUUUAAGUUUGCAAUGUGUGUUGCAGCAAGUCUGUACUGUUGAGCUCUUCUUCGUGUCUUGCCCUGCCCUUGGAGGAAAAUGAAGGGAGGAAUGCUGCAGGGGGACGAGGAGGAGGGGGAGCAACUGAGACAGGGAGGGGUCCACUCUUCAGGAAUUCUGCUGGGUUGGAGUAUCUGUACUGCACGAUCAGUGUCCGCCAUUGAUGUCAACACAGUGUCAGAUCCAGAGUUUCAGCCUCACCCCCCCCCCCCCCCCCCCCCCCCCUCACCGGUUCCAACUGUACUUCCAACUGGAACUACAUCCCAAUGGAAAAGAUGGAAAGAAACACUUAAAGAAAACUCAUAAAUGGAUAUUUCUGUAUGAGAAGAACACAGGGAGAUAGAGUAUAUAUUUUGUUAAGUAACUGCACAGUCUGGGACAGAUAAAGAGUUGGGCCGCCUGAUCUAAUUUGGAGCAAUGCUCCACAACACUCCAAAUCCUGCUUUCUUUUCCAAAGUCAGAAGAAAUUGACGCCACGUCUCUGGUGGUGGAGAAAAUGUGACGAGUGCCACAUCUUGUUUUUGUUUUUUUACUUCACUUUCUCUUUAAGUGUGUGAGAGGACCCUAACUGAAGUGACACAAGGACACUGACCCGAUCGCCCUUGUGUCAAGUGCCUUUCCGAAACAAAUCAGCUGUUCAGAUUUAGUGCCAACCCACAACCAAAACAACCCUUCAACAUCACAAUCCACAAACUAGUGAACUCUUCUACUGGAUAGUGUCGUAAGGAUGGAAGCUGACGAUGACAAACUACAGCAGGCUUCUCUUGAAUGGAAUGGCAGUUUUCUGUUUGUUUUACUUUGGCCUUUUUGAAGUCUAAGGUGUUAAUUUUUGCAAUGUCCGCUUGGUCUGGAUAAACCCAUGUCUUGAAAUGCACAGGUACUGGAACCCCUUAGACAUGAUAACAACACUCGACACUUAAUUUCCAGGCCAAUCAAUUCAAAGGAGUUCUGUUUUGUUCCGUUCCUUUUGUUGUUUUUAACAGGAAAUGUGAUAAUGUACCAUUGACAAAUCUAACCUGAUUGUAAGUUUAAUUUCAGACCAGCCAUUUAACAGUUGGCUGUUUUGAGAAAAAAAAAAGACUUUUAAUACA
Pelmatolapia mariae (spotted tilapia) is the source of this 2008-nucleotide messenger RNA. RefSeq names its product ras-related protein Rap-2b. Gene Ontology annotation, biological process: negative regulation of cell migration; Rap protein signal transduction. Gene Ontology annotation, cellular component: plasma membrane. The record is from RefSeq and is a predicted model, not a curated record. Lineage: Eukaryota; Metazoa; Chordata; Actinopteri; Cichliformes; Cichlidae. Gene Ontology annotation, molecular function: GTP binding; GDP binding; GTPase activity. The coding region runs from base 291 to 842 and encodes 183 amino acids. The transcript has 2 exons.